Messenger RNA from Salvia miltiorrhiza (redroot sage), 2780 nucleotides. RefSeq names its product probable galactinol--sucrose galactosyltransferase 5. Gene Ontology annotation, molecular function: galactinol-sucrose galactosyltransferase activity. Bases 231 to 2582 code for a protein of 783 amino acids. The record is from RefSeq and is a predicted model, not a curated record. The transcript is spliced from 3 exons. NCBI's taxonomy places the organism in Eukaryota, Viridiplantae, Streptophyta, Magnoliopsida, Lamiales, Lamiaceae.
UCAUUCAAACAAAUCUCAUCAAAAGCAUAUAACUCAAACAUUCAUUCAUUCUAACACCAAAACUAAGUGUAGUUUGUUACCAAAAUUUCUCCCUUUAUUCCAGAUUCUGCAAGCCCUUUUUUUAGCUGCUUGCUCAUCUAUAUAAACCUUCAUUGUUUCCUCUCCUUCUUCAUCAAACUCACAACAUCUCUCUCUCUCAUCUCCAUCUCUCUCUCUCCCAAUCUUGAGAAAUGGCUCCGAGUUUGAACAAGGGCGGCUCCAACGCCGCCGUCGUCGUCGACGGCUUCACCAACUCCAUGAUCACACUGGACGAAUCCAACUUCGUCGUGAACGACCACAUCAUCCUCUCCGAGGUGCCCCUCAACAUCACGGCGGCGCCCUCGCCAUAUGCGGUGGCGGACAAGGCGGCCGCCUCCGAAUCCCCCGGCUGCUUCGUCGGCUUCGACGCCGUGGAGGCCAAGAGCCACCACGUCGUCCCCAUUGGGAAGCUCAAGAACAUCAAAUUCAUGUCCAUUUUCCGCUUCAAGGUUUGGUGGACCACCCACUGGAUCGGGUCGAACGGGUCGGAUCUCGAGCGGGAGACCCAAAUAGUCCUCCUAGACCGAUCCGGGCCGGGCCGGGCUGACCGGCCCUACAUCGUGCUCCUCCCGCUCAUUGACGGGGCCUUCCGGGCCUCGAUCCAGCCCGGGCCCGAUGACUCUGUCGACCUCUGCGUCGAGAGCGGGUCGACCAAGGUGACCGAGUCGUCGUUCCGGGCUUCGCUCUACAUGCACGCCGGGGACGACCCAUUCACGGUGGUGAAGGACGCCGUGAAGGUGGCGCGCCACCACCUCGGCACGUUCCGCCUCCUCGAGGAGAAGACGCCACCGGGGAUCGUCGACAAGUUCGGGUGGUGCACAUGGGACGCCUUCUACCUCACCGUGCAGCCCACCGGCGUGAUGGAGGGCGUCAAGGGCCUCGUCGACGGGGGCUGCCCACCAGGCCUCGUGCUCAUAGACGACGGGUGGCAAUCCAUCUGCCACGACGACGAUGACCUCAACACUGAGGGGAUGAACCGGACCUCGGCUGGCGAGCAGAUGCCCUGCAGGUUGAUUAAGUUCGAGGAAAACUACAAGUUUAGGGAUUACAAGAGCCCGAACCCGGCCCGGCCCGGCCCAAAAACCGGGAUGGCCGCCUUCAUUCGGGAUAUGAAGGAGACCUACACGAGCGUGGACUACGUGUACGUGUGGCACGCUCUGUGUGGGUAUUGGGGCGGGCUUCGACCCGGUGUGCCGGGCCUGCCCGAGGCCAAGGUGAUUGAGCCCUUGCUCACACCCGGGCUUAAGACAACCAUGGAAGAUCUUGCUGUGGACAAGAUUGUCAACAAUGGUGUUGGCCUUGUUCCUCCUAAACUGGCUGAGCAAAUGUAUGAAGGAAUGCACUCUCAUCUUGAAGCUGUUGGGAUUGAUGGAGUCAAAGUUGAUGUCAUUCAUUUGUUGGAAAUGUUGUGCGAGGACUACGGCGGUCGUGUGGAGUUAGCAAAGGACUACUACAAGGCGCUGACGAAAUCGGUGCAGAAUCACUUCAAAGGCAACGGUGUGAUUGCGAGCAUGGAGCACUGCAACGACUUCAUGUUCCUCGGCACCGAGGCGAUCACUCUGGGUCGCGUCGGUGACGAUUUCUGGUGCACGGACCCGUCGGGUGACCCCAACGGGACCUUCUGGCUGCAGGGCUGCCACAUGGUGCACUGCGCCUACAACAGCUUGUGGAUGGGCAACUUCAUCCACCCCGAUUGGGACAUGUUCCAGUCCACCCACCCUUGCGCCGAGUUCCACGCCGCGUCGCGUGCCAUAUCCGGUGGGCCCAUCUACGUGAGCGACUCCGUCGGGAAGCACAACUUUGAGCUCCUCAAGAGCCUCGUGCUCCCCGACGGCACCAUCCUCCGCUGCGACUACUAUGCCUUGCCGUCGCGCGACCGCCUCUUCGAUGAUCCCCUCCACGAUGGCAAGACUAUGUUGAAGAUUUGGAAUCUCAAUAAGUUCACCGGAGUGGUCGGAGCUUUCAACUGCCAGGGUGGCGGGUGGGACCGGGAGGAGCGACGCAACCAGUGCUUCUCCGAGUGCUCCCGCCCGGUCUCCGCCAAGGCGGGGCCGAGCGACAUCGAGUGGAAGCAAGGCACGAACCCGAUCGCCGUCGACGGCGUCGAGACGUUCGCGAUGUACCUCUACAGCGAGAAGAAGCUCGUGCUCUCAAAGCCCUCCGGUACCAUCGACAUCGAGCUCGAUCCGUUCAACUUCGAGCUGAUCACCGUCUCUCCGGUGAAGAACAUCGCCGGAACCUCCGUCCAGUUCGCGCCGAUCGGGCUGGUGAACAUGCUCAACACCGGCGGCGCGAUCCAGUCGGUGGCGUACAACGACCGCGCAAAGUCCGCGAAGGUCGGCGUGAAGGGAGCCGGAGAGAUGAAGGCGUACGCGUCGCAGAGGCCCGCGGCGGUCAAAGUGAACGGCGGGAACGUGAGAUUUGGGUACGCGGGAUCCAUGGUGGCGGUGGAGGUGCCAUGGGCGAAGCCGACUGGAGUUUCUGUGGUUGAAUACGUGUUUUGAUUUAGUUUCCUGAUUUGGGGAAAUCGUGCCCUAAUUUGAGAUGAAAUUGGGGCUUUUUUAAUUUUUUUUAUUUUGGGGAUUUUCGAUGAUUACAAGGGAUGUAUUUCGUUUCAAGAAAGGAAAUGUAUUUCCGAUUAACGGAAUAUGAAAUAAAUUUUCUGCAUAAGCUUUGCUUUAAUUGAAUACUAUAUUGGAUCA